Pyricularia grisea is the source of this 423-nucleotide messenger RNA. RefSeq lists its product as uncharacterized. Bases 1 to 423 code for a protein of 140 amino acids. NCBI's taxonomy places the organism in Eukaryota, Fungi, Ascomycota, Sordariomycetes, Magnaporthales, Pyriculariaceae. The record is from RefSeq and is a predicted model, not a curated record. The transcript has a single exon. Gene Ontology annotation, molecular function: oxidoreductase activity.
AUGGCCUCACAGACAUUUUCACAAACACCUGUUCUUGUCAUAAGCAUGGCGACUCGCAAGCCGGGCAUGUCAUUGGCAGAAUUUAAAAGGCUCUACGAAACCAAACACGCACCGCUGGUGACGUCGCUCAUCGCCCGGAGCGCUGAAAACCCCGCGGAGAUCCAGCCUCUGACCUAUACGCGCUGCUACGUCGACGACACGGUAUACCCUGGGGCGCCCCCGGUCGGCGUCCCGCGGAGCGACUAUGACUGCGUGUCGUUUCUCACAUUCAGGAGCGUGCAGCACCGAGACGAGUAUUUCAAGGAGCAGUCUAAGCAUACGGCUGCUAUUACCGAGGACGCAAAGGCGAUGGCGGACGUGGAGAAGAUCUUGUUUGUAACUGGGCAGGCCUUUGACUCGAGGGUUUUGGAUGUGUUGGAAUAG